Messenger RNA from Trypanosoma cruzi, 1119 nucleotides. RefSeq names its product mucin-associated surface protein (MASP), putative. The transcript has a single exon. The record is from RefSeq and is a predicted model, not a curated record. NCBI's taxonomy places the organism in Eukaryota, Euglenozoa, Kinetoplastea, Trypanosomatida, Trypanosomatidae. Bases 1 to 1119 code for a protein of 372 amino acids.
AUGGCGAUGAUGAUGACUGGCCGUGUGCUGCUGCUGGUGUGUGCCCUCUGCGUGCUGUGGUGCGGUGCCGGCGGGGUUCUGGCAUCGGCGUCCGAUGUUGCUGCUGGUGGAUCCGGAACUUCCGGCGAACGUGGAGGUGGUGAUAAAUCUUCUCUCGCAGAUGGGAGUCAUGGAGGCAGUGGAGGUUCAAAUGGUGAUAGUUCUCAUGAAAGUGAAAGUGAACCUUCGGAUUCUGCUUCCAAUGAAAAAUCUUCAAACCUCCAGGUUGAUGAGAAUGAAGAUCCAAAUUCCUCUGGGCAACCUUUACAGCAGGGAAAAGAGGGCUCCAAAGGAAAACAGGAUCACUUACAAUCAGCGCCUCAAAAUGGAUCGCCACAUAAAGUGAAUGGAACAGAAACACUUGGUUCUGAUGCGCAGGUACAGUUGUCCGCUACACCAAACGCAGAACUUAAUACUAAUGUUGCUGACGGUGAAAUCGCGAACGGGGGAAGAGGGAAUACUGGCCACAAUGCCGGGUUAUCCCCUUACAGCAGCGACUCCUCAGCACCCCCAGUACCACAAGUCAAUGACGUAGUACCACCAGCAGAGCCAUCACCAGCAAUGACUGUUCCAGCAGGAGAAACAAACCCAACAGCAUCAAAAGACUUACAAAAUAUAACAGAAACAACAAGCACGACGCCACCGUCACACUCCAAAACGGCGUCCGAAGCACCGGAAAACCCCUCAGGGAAUGGUGCGCCAAAGCAACACAGAGAAGAAACAGAUCCACCAGAUUUGAAGGAUGCACCUACGAGCCAUACAGCGCAAUCAACAGCAUCACCCAUCUCCACAAGUGGCAGUAGUGGUGCCCAGAGUGAGGCGGAUGCGGAUGAUGACGACCCUCAACGGCCUAACCCCGAAGGACCGCAGAACGACGGAACCGAAGCUGGUGAUACCCACGGUCCAUCUGCAGCCAGCGAUGCAGCACCACAAGCAGCAAAAGCAAUCGCCGCUCAAACAAAUGGUACGGUGACACCUGGCGACAGUGACGGCAGCACCGCGGUCUCCCACUCCACCUCCCCUCUUUUGCUUCUUGUUGUUGUUGUGUGUGCGGCUGCUGCUGCGGUGGUGGCCGCGUGA